UGUGUGACCUUCUUCAGAGGAGUUGUACAGGUUGGAGAGACGCCGCAAAGCGUGGAAGCAGCAGUGGUAGUUGUCAAUCUUGGUUUUAAUAUUCGCUUUUUUUAAAAUAAAGGACAAACAUGGCUGACAUAGAGAAGGGAAAGAAGGCAUUUGUCCAGAAGUGUGCACAGUGUCACACAGUUGAAAAGAAUGGAAAACACAAGGUUGGCCCAAACCUGUGGGGUCUGUUUGGCCGCAAAACAGGACAAGCAGAAGGCUUUUCUUAUACAGAGGCAAACAAGAACAAAGGUAUCACCUGGGGAGAAGAUACACUCAUGAUCUACUUGGAAAACCCAAAGAAAUAUAUUCCAGGAACUAAAAUGAUUUUUGCUGGCAUCAAGAAGAAGAAUGAGCGUGCUGACUUAAUUGCGUAUUUGAAAAAGGCAACAGCCGAGUAGAAUGUGUAAUCUAAUUUAAUUUCCAUGUACAGAUUGCUGUAAUGUGCUGUCCCUUCGUAAAUAUUAUGCGAUUAGCAUAACUUUUAAACUGUUGAGGCCUUGUGUCAUUCUUGGCAUCUUGCAAUGAUCAUUUUGUUGCUGGAACCUCAAAUAAACAAUUUUAUGCUCAA
Messenger RNA from Polyodon spathula (Mississippi paddlefish), 607 nucleotides. RefSeq names its product cytochrome c-like. The record is from RefSeq and is a predicted model, not a curated record. NCBI's taxonomy places the organism in Eukaryota, Metazoa, Chordata, Actinopteri, Acipenseriformes, Polyodontidae. Gene Ontology annotation, cellular component: mitochondrial intermembrane space. The transcript has 3 exons. Gene Ontology annotation, molecular function: electron transfer activity; heme binding. Gene Ontology annotation, biological process: mitochondrial electron transport, ubiquinol to cytochrome c; mitochondrial electron transport, cytochrome c to oxygen. The coding region runs from base 120 to 437 and encodes 105 amino acids.